AUGGCGGGAGGCAAUGGUGGCAAUGGUGAAAAAGACGGACUUGUAACCCUCCACUAUCCGAUGUUGACAAAGACGAAUUAUGGAGCAUGGGCAAUCAAGAUGCGAGUGUACAUGUUGGCUCAAGGCAUCUGGGAUGCUGUAGAACCCAGAACCUCAAAUACCCUUGUUGAAUCAAAGAAAGAUAACAUGGAAUUGGCCGCCAUUUAUCAGGGUAUACCUGAAGAUCUACUGAUGGUUUUGGCGGAGAAGAAGACGGCCAAGGAAGCUUGGGACGCUCUCAAAACCAUGUACAUAGGAGCUGAUAGAGUGAAGGUUGCAAGGAUUCAAACGCUGAAGGUUGAGUUCGAAGCACUGUGCAUGACAGAAACGGAAAGUGUCGACGACUUCAUCGGAAAAGUAACCAACACUGUAAGUACACUUCACACUCUGGGAGAUAAGGUCGAUGAAUCUCAGGUGGUGAAGAAAUUGCUCAGAGCAGUGUCAUCCAAAUUCGUUCAAAUUGCUUCAACACUCGAACAAUUUGGGGAUUUGGAUGAUAUGUCCGUCGAAGAAGUGAUCGGAAGACUCAAAGCAUACGAAGAACGAAUGAAGAGUCGUGGCGAAAGCGAUGAACGAAAGCUUCUUUUAACGCACAAAGAAUGGUCUGAAAGAAGCAAGAAGAAAAUAGAGGGUGAUUCGAGACAAAAAUCGAAUCGUGGCCGUCAUGGAGGAUCACGGGGUGGUCGUGGCCGAGGAAGAGGUAGAAAUGGUGGCCGUGGAAGGGGAAAUUCACACCAUCAUAAAGAAGGAGGUCAAAUCUCAUCAAAUAAUCGAGAUAAAAGCGAGAUUCAGUGUUACAACUGCUAG
This is a messenger RNA of Lactuca sativa (garden lettuce), 846 nucleotides long. NCBI's taxonomy places the organism in Eukaryota, Viridiplantae, Streptophyta, Magnoliopsida, Asterales, Asteraceae. The record is from RefSeq and is a predicted model, not a curated record.